Sesamum indicum (sesame) is the source of this 999-nucleotide messenger RNA. RefSeq lists its product as uncharacterized. The record is from RefSeq and is a predicted model, not a curated record. Gene Ontology annotation, biological process: nucleologenesis; chloroplast organization; chloroplast rRNA processing. NCBI's taxonomy places the organism in Eukaryota, Viridiplantae, Streptophyta, Magnoliopsida, Lamiales, Pedaliaceae. Gene Ontology annotation, cellular component: nucleus; chloroplast.
CAUACUCAAAGGGCUAUUGCAUUACCAGUGCAAGCCCAUCCAGAGAUCGAGAGAGAGAGAAGGAAGAACUAUAAGCAUAAAUUCCAUUCCAAAAGGAAGGGUUUUAAACAGUUAAAAGCUAGGGUUUAAGUUUAACUAGCUGCUACGUCAUUCAUGGCGGACGAGGCAGCUUCAGAGGUUCCAAUGGAAGUCGAGCCCAAAGCGGAGGUCACUGUUGAUCCGAAGCCGGAGGAGGAUUCUGAGAACGUGGGCUCGAAGCGGGCAAGGGACGAAGAUGAGGAGCCGGAAUUAAACGGUGAGAAAAGAGCAAAAACCGAGGAUGAGAAGUCUGUCGAGGAGGUACGGCUCGACAGUUCUGGCGAUGGAGAGGGGAAAGCGGAGGAAGAGAAGAAAGGGGAGAAGGAAGAGGGGGAAGAAGCGGGUGGAGCCACCAUCGGCCCGAAGACAUUCGGGUCCUCUGUUGAGAUGUUUGAUUAUUUCUAUAAGCUUCUUCAUGCUUGGCCUGCUAAUCUCAAUCUCAACAAGUAUGAGCACAUAGUGUUGCUGGAGCUGCUAAAGAAAGGUCAUUUAGAAGCAGAAAGAAAGAUUGGCAAAGGCGUCAAAUCUUUCCAAGUUCGAUUCCAUCCUCAGUUUAAAAGUCGCUGCUUCUUCCUGAUAAGGGAGGAUGAAUCAGUCGAUGAUUUCAGUUUCAGGAAGUGUGUGAACCACAUACUUCCCCUGCCUGAAAACAUGCAAGUUAAACAUGAUGUCAACAAGGCAUUGCGUGGUAGAGGAGGUGGUCGUGGACGUGGUCGCGGCCGCGGCAGAGGUGGGAAAUGAAGAAACGUCAAUUAAUCUGGUCUUUUUGCAUAAAGUUGCUAAACUGAAACACUUGGAGAGAUGUGUUGGAAAAUGAAAAAUUCAAACUCUUGCUAUUUACUUUUGUUUGAGCUUUGUAGUGAUCUUUAAGUUGAAGUUGCAGUAGCUUCAGUUUGCAGUUCAAUCAUUUAUUUUGCUACA